Molecule: messenger RNA, 1853 nt
Organism: Zingiber officinale
Lineage: Eukaryota; Viridiplantae; Streptophyta; Magnoliopsida; Zingiberales; Zingiberaceae
Product: UDP-glycosyltransferase 73C3-like
Exons: 2
Coding region: 203-1723 (506 amino acids)
Molecular function (GO): UDP-glycosyltransferase activity
Source: RefSeq, a predicted model, not a curated record
AUAGAAUCCAAAAUUAAUACAGGAAUCCAGGGGAGGGUAUAUAAUUGGUCCAGGAUCCCGAGGAUCCUGCCAACUCACACUCCAUCCCAGUCACGGCGUUGACUGUAGAAAUAGAUCGUGGCGAAAUAAUUGCUCCAGAUCCUUCUUAAAGUCGCCGGCUUGUCAAUGGCACAACCGUAACCUUCGUCUCCUGCUGAUAAUCAUGCACAGUAUCGUCGGCAUGGUCGCCACCGACAGAGUCACCUUGGAAGGCGACUCCGGCGCAGGCUAUGGCCAGCUCAAACCCCACUUUGUCCUGGUCCCAUUCUUCGCACAAGGCCACGUCAUCCCCAUGAUCGACCUCGCUCGCCUCCUCGCCGCCCGCGGGAUCCUCGUCACCGUCGUCUCCACCCCCAGCAACUCCUCCCGGUUCAAGCCCCUCGUCGACCGCGCCAACGCCGCCGGCCUCCUCAUCCGAAUCGCCGACCUCUGCUUUCCCUGCGCAGAGGUAGGGCUGCCGGACGGCUGCGAGAACAUCGACCUCCUGCCCUCGCGCGACCUCGUGUCCAACUUCUUCGCGGCGCUCCCCAAGCUGAAGGAGCCGUUGGUCCGCUACCUCCGGGAACAGCGGCCGGAGCCGAGCUGCCUAGUGACCGACUCGUGCAUGCCGUGGACGAGGGACGUCGCGGCGGAGCUCCGGCUGCCGCGCUUUGUCUUCCACGGGCCGUCUUGCUUCUACAUGUUGUGCAGCCGCAACGUCGCGGCGGGGUCGCCGGAGCAAGUGCCCGCAGACGCGUUGCAGCCGUUCCUGGUUCCGGGUCUGCCGGAGCUCAAAGUGGAGGUGAUUCGAGCUCAGGCAUUGAGGCUCUUCGACGUUCCAGGGAGGGAGAAGCUUCGUGACCAGGUGAUAGAGGCCGAAGCCACUGCUGAUGGAAUCGUAUUCAACACCUUCGGCGAGAUGGAGGCUCCCUUCCUCGAUCUCUACCAGAAGACUCUCGGAAAGCCCAUUUGGCCCAUCGGCCCCUUUUGCUUCGCCAGCCAAGAAACGCAAGACGCCGUCUUGCGUGGCAACAAGAACAGCGUCGACGCCCGGCGCAUCUCCGACUGGCUCGACUCCAAUGACCCGGCUUCCGUCAUCUACGUCAGCUUCGGCACCAUCACCACCAACAGUUACUCCCACAUGUUCGAGAUCGGCCUCGGCCUGGAGGCCUCCCACCGCCCCUUCAUCUGGGUGAUCAAACCUGUGGACAUGUCGCCGGAAGUGGACCAUUGGCUCGCCGGAGGGUUCGAGGAGCGGACGAGGUCUCAGGGGUUGAUACUGACUGGGUGGGUGCCUCAGAUGAUGAUCCUGUCGCACCCCGCCGUCGGGGCCUUCCUGACGCACUGCGGCUGGAACUCGUCGUUGGAGGCGGUGGCCGCCGGUGUGCCGGUGAUCACGUGGCCACACUUCUGGGAUCAGUUUCUGAACGAGAAGCUUGUGGUGGAGGUGCUGCGUAUCGGGGUGGCGCUGAAGAGCCAGAUGAAGACUCCGUUUGUCUCGCGGGAGAGCGAGGGGUUGAUCGGCCGCGCGAACGUGGAGAGGGCGGUGGAGUCGGUGAUGGGAGACGGAGAAGAGGCGGAGCAGAUAAGGAAAAGGGCGAGAGCGAUGGGAGUUGAGGCGAGGAAGGCGAUGAAACCGGGAGGGACGUCGUACGAAAGCUUGAGCCUCAUGAUUCAACAUGUUUUAGAGUUUGGAAACAAUUAAAGAUUUUAAUUACAAGGGGGGCAAUAUAAUUUCUUUACUUGCUAUCAAAAUAACAUGCUUUGUACACUCUUUAUCAAAAAUUAUUAUAAUAAAUAAAAAGCGAUAGAGACAGCGCAACAACAUCUAUGCA